Messenger RNA from Phoenix dactylifera (date palm), 3125 nucleotides. RefSeq names its product exocyst complex component sec10 (gene SEC10). Gene Ontology annotation, cellular component: exocyst; cytoplasm. The record is from RefSeq and is a predicted model, not a curated record. Lineage: Eukaryota; Viridiplantae; Streptophyta; Magnoliopsida; Arecales; Arecaceae. Gene Ontology annotation, biological process: exocytosis; Golgi to plasma membrane transport.
AAGCGCCCUCGGUCAGCCCGUCUUCCAUAAAAAUAUUCAUUCUUUCCCCCUCCUUUCCGAGAUCCAUCAACCAACCGGACCCUGAGAAAUCGAAGCUUUUCUUGCCGGCGAGAGCCCGCAGCCCACCCCUCCAAUCCUCCGAUCUCCUUCGCAAGCGAUUUCAGAUCUCGUGUUCUAAAACCCUGCCCGAUGCUUCUAUCCGCUGCCUCCAAUUGAAUCAGUUCGCCCAUUUCAUGCAAAGAAGCCAUGGUAUCGCAAAAGGCUUCGUCUGCUGCUUCUCUCCCUCUUCUUUUUGACAUCGAGGACUUCAAGGGUAAUUUCUCUUUUGAUGCGUUGUUUGGGAACUUGGUGAACGAGCUGCUUACGGAGUUCAAAGACGAUGAUUCGGAUUCAGUAGAUGGAGUUGGUGGGCAGGAUGUUCUGCCGAAUGGAAAUCUGCGGGGCCUUCAGGGGUCGUCCCCUCCGAUGUUUCCGGCGGUGGAUGAACUCCUCGCUGUGUUCAAGGAUUCCUGCAAGGAGUUGGUUGAUCUCCGACGCCAGAUUGACGCAAGGCUCCAGAAUCUAAAGAAAGAGGUUGCCAUCCAAGAUGCUAAGCACCGCAAAACCCUGACUGAGCUGGAAAAAGGUGUAGAUGGCUUAUUUGAUAGCUUUGCAAGAUUGGAUUCCCGGAUUUCUAGUGUGGGUCAGACUGCUGCGAAGAUUGGGGAUCAUUUGCAGAGUGCAGAUUCCCAGAGAGAAACUGCCAAUCAAACAAUAGAGCUUAUUAAGUACUUGAUGGAAUUCAACAGCAGCCCUGGUGACCUUAUGGAACUUUCACCUCUGUUUUCUGAUGACAGUCGUGUUGCUGAGGCUGCUUCAAUUGCACAGAAAUUGCGGGCUUUUGCUGAGGAGGAUGUUGGAAAGCAGGGCAUGUCAUCAGCUGUGGGUGCGGCAACUCCAAGCAGGGGUCUUGAAGUUGCAGCUGCAAAUCUUCAAGACUAUUGUAAUGAGUUGGAGAAUAGAUUGUUGGCUCGGUUUGAUACAGCAUCGCAGAGGCGAGAAUUAUCUAUAAUGGCGGAAUGUGCUAAAAUUUUGUCUCAGUUUAACAGGGGGACCAGUGCCAUGCAACAUUAUGUAGCAUCACGACCAAUGUUUAUUGAUGUGGAGGUCAUGAAUGCAGAUAUCAAGUUGGUUCUUGGUGAUCAGGGUUUGCAAGCAGGGUCUAGCAAUAUUUCACGUGGUCUUUCUACAUUAUACAAAGAAAUCACAGAGACUGUGCGGAAAGAGGUGGCGACUAUAUUGGCUGUCUUCCCAUCUCCUAAUGAUGUCAUGUCCAUUCUUGUGCAGCGAGUUCUAGAGCAGAGAGUAACAGCAAUUCUCGACAGGCUAUUGGUAAAACCGUCUCUUGUGAACCUACCUCCUGUUGAACAAGGGGGCCUUCUACUAUAUUUAAGAAUUUUUGCGGUGUCAUAUGAGAAGACCCAGGAACUUGCUAAAGAGUUACAAUCUGUGGGCUGUGGUGACUUGGAUGUUGAAGGUCUCACAGAGUCCCUGUUUCUUGGCCACAAAGAUGAUUAUCCUGAGCAUGAGCAGGCGUCUCUCAGACAGCUUUAUCAGUCAAAGAUGGAGGAGCUACGUGCUGAAGCCCAGCAACAAUCUGAAUCAACUGGGACUAUCUCUCGUUCAAGAACAGCUUUAAAUCCAUCCACACAACAACAAAUAUCUGUUACUAUAGUAACAGAGUUUGUCCGUUGGAAUGAGGAGGCAAUAUCUAGAUGCACUUUAUUUUCCUCCCAGCCUGCUACCCUUGCAACUAAUGUAAGAUUGGUGUUUACUUGCUUACUUGAUCAAAUAAGCCAAUAUUUAACUGAAGGUCUUGAGCGGGCCAGAGAGAGUUUGAAUGAGGCUGCAGCACUGAGAGAUAGAUUUGUUAUUGGAACAAGUGUCAGCAGAAGAGUGGCUGCAGCGGCUGCUUCUGCUGCAGAAGCUGCUGCUGCUGCUGGUGAAAGUAGUAUUAGAUCUUUCAUGAUUGCUGUGCAGCGGUGUGCUAGUAGCGUGGCAAUCCUUCAACAAUAUUUUUCCAAUACUAUUUCCCGGCUCUUGCUUCCUGUGGAUGGUGCUCAUGCAGCUUCUUGUGAAGAGAUGGGCACAGCUGUGUCCAGCGUUGAGGGUGCUGCUCAUAAGGGACUUCUGCAGUGCAUUGACACUGUAAUGGCUGAGGUUGAGCGCUUGCUGUCUUCAGAACAGAAGACUACGGAUUAUCGUUCUCCAGAUGAUGGAAAUCCUCCUGAUCAUCGACCAACAAAUGCUUGUGUAAGAGUUGUAGCCUACCUCUCUCGUGUGCUUGAGGUUGCAUUCACUGCUCUAGAAGGUCUCAACAAACAAUCAUUUUUGACUGAACUUGGGAAUCGCUUGCACAAGGGGCUGCUUAAUCAUUGGCAGAAGUUCACAUUUAAUCCAAGUGGUGGGCUGCGACUGAAGCGUGACAUUACAGAGUAUGGAGAAUUUGUUCGCAGCUUUAAUGCACCUUCCAUUGAUGAAAAAUUCGAACUCUUGGGCAUCAUGGCAAAUGUCUUUAUUGUGGCACCUGAAAGCCUUGCGUCCCUGUUUGAAGGAACCCCAAGCAUCAGGAAAGAUGCACUAAGAUUCAUUCAACUAAGGGAUGACUACAAAACAGCAAAGAUCGCAUCUAGGCUGAAUAGCAUCCUGUCAGAGUCAUAGUUAACAGAUUGGCGCUAGGCGCUAGAGAGAGUGUGGAAAUGAGCAGUUGUAGCUGAGUUGCUCAUCUUUCUGUUGCUCAUGAACGAACCCCCUCAAGAACUUGCGCAAGUUGAUUAUUCUGGUUGUCACAAUGAAUUUUACAAGCUUGUUCACUGUAGAGUUUGUAUGAACUAGAAACAUGACAUCAUGCUCGUUCUAUAUGGCUUCUGGUUAGUCUUGUAUUUGGCUACCUUGAGUUAAACCAAGUUUGUCUUUAUCUAACUUGAAGGGUAGACUGUCAGAGUAAAAUGGUUUAGGGCAUUCAAAUUCCCACCCUCCUCCACGGCAUGCGUUAGUUUGAAACAAUUGUUAAGUUGGCCUUGUGUAAACAUUCUUUCAUUCAUUUCAAGGUAUUAUAUAUUGUGCUGGGUGUGUUUACCAUAUUA